Messenger RNA from Penaeus monodon (black tiger shrimp), 468 nucleotides. RefSeq lists its product as uncharacterized. NCBI's taxonomy places the organism in Eukaryota, Metazoa, Arthropoda, Malacostraca, Decapoda, Penaeidae. Bases 1 to 468 code for a protein of 155 amino acids. The transcript has 2 exons. The record is from RefSeq and is a predicted model, not a curated record.
AUGCAGAACACCGCCCAAAUUUCAGCGGUCUCCACUACCCUGUCUCUCACCCUGGAGUCCCUCGCGACACAGGUCGCCGAAUUAACUGCCGUUCGACGGCUAGCAGCCCGCGACCCUUCACUGCGUCCCAGGUUCCGUCACCGCAGUCCCACAUCUCCCCGUGCCACCGUGACCGCGGACGAAACUACGCGCCUCAACAUCAUUCGACACCCGGGUGCGCCAGUGCGAGCCCCCAUGUUCCUGGCCGGGAAACGAGCACCGCGGAAGCUAAUAGCGCCGAUCUCUCGCGGCCCCACACGGCGCCUGCUCUAUGUCCGUGACAGUAACUCCCGCCUACGGUUCCUGGUGGACAGGGGAGCAGAAGUCAGCCUUAUCCCCACAACCCACAGUGACAAACACUUGCCCCCUUCUCACACAUUGGAGGUUGCCAACUGCUCACCCAUCAACGUAUACGGUGAGCGUCCAUGA